Messenger RNA from Moesziomyces antarcticus, 3276 nucleotides. Its product is annotated as isoleucine-tRNA ligase. Gene Ontology annotation, molecular function: tRNA binding; aminoacyl-tRNA deacylase activity; isoleucine-tRNA ligase activity. NCBI's taxonomy places the organism in Eukaryota, Fungi, Basidiomycota, Ustilaginomycetes, Ustilaginales, Ustilaginaceae. Bases 1 to 3276 code for a protein of 1091 amino acids. The record is from RefSeq and is a predicted model, not a curated record. Gene Ontology annotation, biological process: isoleucyl-tRNA aminoacylation. The transcript has a single exon.
AUGGCCGACCUCACCCCCAAGGAUCCAAACGAUCCGGCCGCCACCUUCGCCGAGCACGACCCCACCGCCGCCUUCAGCUUCCCCACCGAAGAGGAAAAGGUCAUCCGAUACUGGCGUGCCAUCGACGCCUUCAAGACCUCGCUCCAGCAGUCCAAGGGCAGGAAACCCUUCAGCUUCUACGACGGCCCGCCCUUCGCCACCGGUCUCCCCCACUACGGCCAUCUCCUCGCCGGCACCGUCAAGGACAUCGUCACCCGACACGCCCACUCCACCGGCCACUAUGUCGACCGCCGCUUCGGCUGGGACUGCCACGGCCUCCCCGUAGAGCACGAGAUCGACAAGCGCCUCAACAUCCGCGGCAAGGAGGACGUCAUGGCCAUGGGCGUCGACAAGUACAACGCAGAGUGCAGGAGCAUCGUCAUGACCUACCAGAACGAGUGGCGCGACACCGUAGAACGCAUGGGCCGCUGGAUCGACUUUGACAACGGCUACAAGACCAUGGACAUCAACUUCAUGGAGUCCGUAUGGUGGGUCUUCAAGACGCUCCACUCCAAGGGCCUCGUCUACCAAGGCAUCCGCGUCAUGCCCUACUCCACCGCCUGCACCACCCCGCUCUCCAACUUUGAGGCCGGCCUCGACUACCGCGAGGUCCAGGACCCCGCCGUCACCGUCAGCUUCCCGCUCGUCGACGACCCCACCACCGCCUUCCUCGCAUGGACCACCACGCCCUGGACGCUCCCCUCCAACCUCGGCCUCUGCGUCCACCCGGACUUCAACUACAUCAAGAUCCACGACGACGAGCGCGACACCAACUUCAUCAUCCACGAGCACCUCCUCACCACCCUCUACAAGGACCCCAAGAAGGCCAAGUUCCAAAAGCUCCACACCUACAAGGGCAAGGACCUCGUCGGCAUGCAGUACGAGCCCAUCUUCCCCUACUUCGCCGACCGCUUCCAGGGCCGCGCCUUCCGCGUGCUCUCCGACACCUACGUCACCUCGGACGCAGGUACGGGCAUCGUGCACCAGGCACCCGCGUUUGGUGACGACGAUCACCGCGUCGCCAUCGCCCACGGCGUCAUCAGCCGCGACGAGUCGCCCCCCAACCCCGUCGACGGCUCCGGCCGCUACACCGCCGAGGUGCCCGACUACCAGGGCGUCCACGUCAAGGAGGCCGACAAGCAGAUCCAGAAGGACCUCAAGGCGCGCGGCCGCCUCAUCGUGCAGGCCACCCUCACCCAUCAGUACCCCUUCUGCUGGCGUUCGGGCACGCCGCUCAUCUACAAGGCCAUCCCCUCGUGGUUCGUGCGCGUCGAGCCCGCCAUCGAGAAGCUCGUCAAGAACAACAACGCCACACGCUGGGUGCCCGCCCACGUCGGCGAGGGCCGCUUCGGCAACUGGAUCGCCAACGCGCGCGACUGGAACGUCAGCCGCAACCGAUACUGGGGCACGCCCAUCCCGCUCUGGGCGAGCGAAGACAUGGACGAGAUCGUCUGCGUCGGCUCCGUCGAGGAGCUCGAGCGCCUCUCGGGCGUCACCGGCAUCACCGACCUGCACAAGGACAAGAUCGACCACAUCACCAUCCCCUCCCAAAAGGGCAAGGGCCAGCUCAAGCGCGUCGAGGAGGUGUUUGACUGCUGGUUCGAGUCCGGCUCCAUGCCCUACGCGCAGGCGCACUACCCCUUCGAGAACAAGGAGCAGUUCGAAAAGUCGUUCCCCGCCGACUUUAUCUCCGAGGGCCUCGACCAGACGCGCGGCUGGUUCUACACGCUGCUCAUCCUCGCCACGCACCUCUUCGACUCGGCGCCCUGGAAGAACCUCAUCGUGAGCGGCCUCGUGCUCGCCGCCGACGGCAAGAAGAUGAGCAAGUCGCUGCGCAACUACCCGGACCCCAACCUGCUCAUCAACCAGUACGGCGCCGACGCCAUCCGUCUGUACCUGAUCAACUCGCCCGUCGUGCGUGCCGAGAACCUGCGCUUCAAGGAGGAGGGCGUCAAGGAGGUGGUCUCGUCCACCUUCCUCCCGUGGCUCAACUCGUUCCGCUUCUUCCUCGCCUCGGUGGGCCUGUACGAGAAGGACCACGGCGUCAAGUUUGUCUACGACCGCCACCAGUCGAGCACCAACGUGAUGGACCGCUGGAUCCUCGCGCGCUGCCAGUCGCUCAUCCGCCUCAUCAGCGACGAGAUGGCGGCGUACCGGCUGUACACGGUGGUGCCGCGUCUGGGCGAGCUCAUCGACGAGCUCACCAACUGGUACAUCCGCUUCAACCGCCGUCGUCUCAAGGGCGAGUACGGCGUGGACGACACCAAGGCGGCGCUCAACUCGCUCUUUGAGACGCUCCUCACGCUGUGUCGCACGCUCUCGUCCUUCACGCCCUUCCUGACCGAGAACCUGUACCAGGGUCUGCGCAAGUACAUGCCCGCACCUGCGGCGGACGACAAGGAGGACUACCGCAGCGUGCACUUCCUCUCGUUCCCCGAGGUCAACGAGUCGUACUUUGACCCGGUGAUCCAGCGACAGUUCAAGGCGCUCCAGGCGGUGGUGGAGCUGGGCCGCGUGAUCCGCGUCAACUCGAACCUGCCCAUCCGCGUGCCGCUCAAGGAGCUCGUCGUCUUCCACACGGACGCAGAGUAUCUUGCGGAUGCCGAGUCGCUGGCGGACUACAUCAAGGAGGAGCUCAACGUGCGCGAUCUGGUGCUGUCUUCGGACGAGGCCAAGUGCGGGGUGCGCUUCAAGCUGUUUGCCGACUGGCCUGUGCUGGGUCGCAAGCUGCGCAAGGAUGUCGGCAAGGUGCGCAAGGGUCUCGAGGGUGUUUCGUCGGACGAGGCCAAGAGGUACAUGCAGACGGGCAAGCUCAACGUGGCUGGUGUGGAUCUGGUCGAGGGCGAUCUGAAGGUGUCGCGCUACGUCGAGACCAAGGAGAUCGAGGGAGCGUUCGAGUCCAACACGGACGGCAAUGUUGUGGUGCUGCUGGAUGUGCAGCCGCGCCCCGAGUUGCAGGCCGAGGGUACGGCGAGGGAGGUGGUGAACCGCAUCCAGCGUCUGCGCAAGAAGGCUGGCCUCGUUGCCACCGAUGAGGUGGACGCCUUCUACUCGUUUGAGCAGGGUCUCGGUCAGGCGCUGGCAGAGUGCAUCGAGAGCCAGAGCGACGCCUUUAUGAAGGCGCUCCGCAGAAAGCCGCUGCCCGAGUCGCACAGGAAGCCGGAUGCAAAGGUGAUCCUGCAGGAGGAACAGGAGGUGGGCGACGACAAGUUUGUCCUCACCCUCGCCUGGGCUUAG